GUGUGCCUGAGUCUGGGUGAGGGAGCGGGAUGUGUAUGUGAGGUGUCGGGGGUGAGGCGGAGGCCAGGGAAGGGGCUCCCUCGGGGGACGAGGGACAAAGGGGAAGGCGAGGCAACCUCGGCCGCGGAGCCCGGGCGACGGGAAGCCGCCCCGAGCCGGGCUACCGGAUAGAUAGGGCAAGGGCCCGCGCAGUCCUCCCAGGGCGCCGGAGCCGGCGUCGGCCCCUCAGGCUCGGGCGGUCGGCUUCCUACUUCCUUGCGCUCCCGGCUCGCGGGCCCGAAGAUUGGCUGCGCGGGUGGGCGGCGGUGAGGAGCAGACGCGAGUCGCCCCGGGUUGUCUGGCGAUUCCCCCGCUGAGGAACUCUCUCAUUUCUUCCCUCGCUCCUUCACCCCCCCCCCCCCCCCACCUCAUGUAGGAGGGCGCUGAGGAGGCGAGAGGGAGGAGGAGCCUGGCCUAAGGUCCCUUCCCUCCCCACCCCCGGCUAGGGCUUCUUCGGUGGGCGUGGAGUUGGGGCUGGGGGGGAGGGUGGGGCUUCCUGGAGUGCCGGGGAACUUUUCCCCCUUCUUCAGGCUCGGGGAAAGGGAAUGCCCAAUCCAGAGAGACAUGGGGGCAAGAAGGACGGGAGCGGAGGCGCUUCUGGAACUUCGCAGCCGUCCGCGGGAGGCGGCAGCUCCAACAGCAGGGAGCGUCACCGCUUGGUGUCGAAGCACAAGCGGCACAAGUCCAAGCACUCCAAAGAUGCGGGGCUGCUAACCCCCGAAGCGGCAUCUUUGGGCACGGUGAUCAAACCUUUGGUGGAGUAUGAUGACAUCAGCUCUGAUUCAGACACCUUCUCGGAUGACAUGGCCUUCAAAGUGGACCGCAGGGAGAACGAUGAACGUCGCGGAACGGAUCGGAGCGACCGCCUGCACAGACAUCGUCACCACCAGCACCGGCGGACCCGAGACUUGCUAAAAACCAAACAGACUGAAAAGGAGAAAAACCAGGAAGUCUCCAAAUCUGGAUCUCUGAAGGACCGGAUAUCGGGAAGUUCCAAGCGUUCAAUGGAGGGGAAUGAUGACUAUGGGAAGGCACAGGUCUCCAAAAGCAGCAGCAAGGAAUCCAGGUCAUCCAAACUCCACAAGGAGAAGACCCGGAAAGAGCGGGAGUUAAAGUCUGGACACAAGGACCGGAGUAAGAGUCAUCGGAAAAGGGAAACACCCAAAAGUUACAAAACAGUGGAUAGCCCAAAACGGAGAUCCAGGAGUCCCCAUAGGAAAUGGUCUGACAGUUCCAAGCAAGAUGACAGCCCUUCAGGAGCUUCUUAUGGCCAAGACUAUGACCUUAGCCCCCCAAGGUCUCACACCUCUAGCAAUUAUGACUCCUACAAGAAGAGUCCAGGGAGUACCUCAAGAAGGCAGUCAAUCAGCCCACCUUACAAAGAGCCUUCUGCUUACCAGUCCAGCACUCGGUCACCCAGUCCCUACAGUAGACGACAGAGGUCGGUGAGUCCCUAUAGCCGGAGACGGUCAUCGAGCUAUGAAAGGAGUGGCUCUUACAGCGGGAGAUCACCCAGCCCCUAUGGUCGAAGGCGAUCUAGCAGCCCUUUCUUGAGCAAGAGGUCUCUGAGUCGGAGUCCAAUCCCCAGUAGGAAAUCCAUGAAGUCCAGAAGCAGAAGUCCUGCAUAUUCAAGACACUCAUCUUCUCAUAGUAAAAAGAAGAGAUCCGGGUCACGCAGCCGUCAUUCCAGUAUCUCACCCGUCAGGCUUCCAUUGAAUUCCAGCCUGGGAGCUGAACUCAGUAGAAAAAAGAAGGAAAGAGCAGCUGCUGCAGCAGCAGCAAAAAUGGAUGGAAAAGAUUCGAAGGGUUCACCCAUAACUUUGACUAAAAAAGAUAAAGUUGAGGUGAAGGAGUCAGGGUUAGAGUCUAAAAAGUUAUCCAGAGGUAUAAAGUCAGAAAAGUCUACCCCAGAUACUGAACUGGUAAAUGUAACACAUUCAAACACAGAGUUAAAAAAUUGUUUAGAUACAGGGAAAGUUAAGUUGGAUGAGAACUUGCAGAAGCAUCCUGUUGUUAAGGAUUUGAAAGCACAGGGAACAAAAGACACUAAACCUGUAGCACCGAAGGAGGUGAUUGUUACUUCAAAGGAGACAGAGACGUCAGAAAAGGAGACCCUUCCACCUCUCCCCACAGUUACUUCUCCACCCCCUUUACCAUCUACUACCCCUCCACCUCAGACGCCCCCUUUGCCACCUUUGCCUCCACUACCAGCUAUUCCACUGCAGCCACCUCUGCCUCCUCCCCAACCACCAUUUAGUCAAGUUCCUGUUUCUAGUUCUUCAACUUUACCCUCUUCUCCUCACUCAAGGACAUCUACUCUAUCCUCUCAGACAAAUUCUCAGCCCCCUGUACAGGUUUCUGUGAAGACUCAAGUAUCUGUAACAGCUGCUAUUCCACACCUGAAAACUUCAACAUUGCCUCCUCUGCCCCUCCCUCCCUUGUUACCUGGAGAUGAUGAUUUGGAUAGUCCAAAAGAAAUGCUUCCGUCAAAACCUGCAAAGAAAGAGAAGGAGCAGAGGACUCGCCACUUACUCACAGACUUGCCUCUUCCUCCUGAGCUACCAGGUGGAGAUCCAUCUCCCCCAGAUUCUCCAGAGCCAAAGGCGAUUACACCUCCUCAACAACCAUAUAAAAAGAGACCAAAAAUUUGUUGUCCUCGUUAUGGAGAAAGAAGACAAACAGAAAGUGAUUGGGGAAAGCGAUGCGUAGAUAAGUUUGACAUUAUUGGGAUUAUUGGAGAAGGAACCUAUGGCCAAGUAUAUAAAGCCAAGGACAAAGACACAGGAGAACUAGUAGCUCUGAAGAAGGUUCGGCUAGACAAUGAGAAGGAGGGCUUCCCAAUCACAGCCAUCAGGGAGAUCAAAAUCCUUCGUCAGUUAGUCCAUCGAAGUGUUGUUAACAUGAAGGAGAUUGUCACAGACAAACAAGAUGCACUAGAUUUCAAGAAAGAUAAAGGUGCCUUUUACCUUGUAUUUGAAUAUAUGGACCAUGACUUAAUGGGACUGCUAGAAUCAGGUUUGGUGCACUUUUCUGAGGACCAUAUCAAGUCAUUCAUGAAACAGCUAAUGGAAGGAUUGGAUUACUGUCACAAAAAGAAUUUCCUCCAUCGGGAUAUUAAGUGUUCUAACAUUUUGCUGAAUAACAGUGGGCAAAUCAAACUAGCAGAUUUUGGACUUGCUCGGCUCUAUAACUCCGAAGAAAGUCGCCCUUACACAAAUAAAGUUAUUACUCUGUGGUAUCGACCUCCAGAACUGCUGCUGGGAGAGGAAAGAUAUACACCAGCCAUUGAUGUUUGGAGCUGUGGAUGCAUCCUUGGGGAACUGUUCACCAAGAAACCUAUUUUUCAAGCCAAUUUGGAACUAGCUCAGCUAGAACUGAUCAGUCGUCUCUGUGGUAGCCCUUGUCCAGCAGUGUGGCCUGAUGUUAUCAAGCUGCCCUACUUCAACACCAUGAAACCCAAGAAGCAAUAUAGAAGACGUCUAAGAGAAGAAUUCUCUUUCAUUCCUUCAGCAGCACUUGAUUUAUUGGACCACAUGCUGACACUUGAUCCUAGCAAGCGUUGCACAGCUGAACAGACCCUGCAGAGUGACUUCCUUAAAGAUGUGGAACUCAGCAAAAUGGCACCUCCAGAUCUACCUCACUGGCAGGAUUGCCAUGAAUUGUGGAGUAAGAAACGUCGACGCCAGCGACAGAGUGGUAUUGUAAUAGAAGAGCCACCUCCAUCCAAAGCUUCUCGAAAAGAAACUACUACCUCAGGGACAACAGCAGAGCCUGUGAAAAACAGUAGCCCAGCACCACCUCAGCCUGCUCCUGUCAAGGCAGAGCCUGGUCCUGGGGAUGCAGUAGGCCUUGGUGACAUCACACAGCAGCUGAAUCAAAGUGAACUGGCAGUGUUAUUAAACCUGCUACAGAGCCAAACUGACCUGAGCAUCCCUCAGAUGGCACAGCUGCUUAAUAUCCACUCCAACCCAGAGAUGCAACAGCAGCUGGAAGCCUUGAAUCAAUCUAUUAGUGCACUGACUGAAGCCAGUUCUCAGCAGCAGGACUCAGAACCCAUAGCUCCAGAGGAAUCAUUGAAGGAGGUACCCUCUGUCUCAGUGGUCGUGCCUUCAGCAGAACAGACAACUCCUGAAGCUUCAAACACGCCAGCUGACAUGCAGAAUAUGUUGGCAGUUCUCUUGAGUCAGCUGAUGAAAACCCAAGAGCCAGCAGGUAACCUGGAAGAAAACACCAGUGACAAGAAUAGUGGGCCACAGGGGUCCCGAAGAACUCCUACAAUGCCACAGGAGGAGGCAGCAGCAUGUCCUCCUCACAUUCUUCCACCAGAGAAGAGGCCCCCUGAGCCCCCUGGACCUCCACCGCCGCCACCUCCACCCCCUCUGGUUGAAGGCGAUCUUUCCAGCGCCCCCCAGGAGUUGAAUCCCGCCGUGACAGCCGCCUUGCUGCAACUUUUAUCCCAGCCUGAAGCAGAGCCUCCUGGCCACCUGCCACAUGAGCACCAGGCCUUGAGACCAAUGGAGUACUCCACCCGAUCCCAUCCAAACAGGACUUACGGAAACACUGAUGGGCCUGAAGCAGGGUUCAGUGCCACUGACACUGAUGAACGCAGUUCUGGUCCGGCCUUGACAGAAUCUUUGGUUCAGACCCUGGUGAAGAACAGGACCUUCUCAGGCUCUGUGAGCCACCUUGGGGAGUCCAACAGUUACCAGGGCACAGGGUCAGUGCAGUUCCCAGGGGACCAGGACCUUCGUUUUGCCAGGGUCCCCUUAGCAUUACACUCAGUGGUUGGGCAACCAUUCCUGAAAUCUGAUGGAAAUAGCAACUCUGUGGUACAUGCAGAGACCAAAUUGCAAAACUAUGGGGAGCUGGGACCAGGAGCCACUGGGGCCAACAGCUCAGGAACACCUCUUCAGUGGGGGGGCCCAGCUCAGUCUUCUGCUUAUGGAAAACUCUACCGGGGGGCUGCAAGAGUCCCACCACGAGGGGGAAGAGGGAGAGGAGUUCCUUAUUAACCCAGAGACAUCAAUGCCCUGAAAGAUUCCUUCCCUAUCCAUCUUUUCAUCUAGUCCUCUGAACCUUUAAUGAAAUCACUUGCCAGAGCAAGGUAAUCAUCUGCAUUUGACUACUGCAACGCUGUCCGUUGUUUUCCUUGCUCACUUGCUACUAGCAGGCGACUCAUAAUGAUGUUGGCACCAGUUCCUCCUGGAUGGGCAAUAGCUAGAAUAUUUACUUCUGCUUUAUGUAGGAGCUAUAGUAGAAAAUAUGGAGAAAAAGAGACAUUCGGUUGAAAAGUAAUUGUUGCAUUAGCUUAUUGCCUGCACUUGAGCAGAAGAGAGAGAACAGUUUUGUUUUUGAUGGCUCUGGAAAGGCUUUGGUUUUUAAAGGUUUUUUUUUGUUUGUUUGUUUCAUUGUGUGUGUGUGUGUGUGUGUGUGUGUGGUUUCUUUUGAAUUUUUAUUUAGUUCCCCACCCCUCUUUAAAGAGAAGCGUGUUCACAAGAUCUGAGCUCCUCUUAGGCUUUUGCUAGAAGGGAAACAGUGGCUUUAAUGUUUCCUUCCUCUCUUCCAUCUCACAGUUUUGCUUCAGUGAGCACUGUCCUUACCCCUGUUGAGCAUCUUGUACAUACCUUUUCCAAAUAAACUGCUCAUCCUUAACUUUGCUCAAUUUUGACAAAAGUUAUGUCCCUCUUCCUGCACAUAAAGCAGGCUGUAGAAAGUGGCAUUCUUGGGCAAGUAGGUAGACUUUACCCAAUCUUUGCUUUUUGCUUGUUACUUUUUCCUCCUCCUUCCUCUCUCUCCUUUUUGUCCCCUCCUUUUUCCUUCCUCUGUGUGCCUACCCCUGUUCUCUCCCUAUAUCUUUUUGAGGCAUUUGUUUGAAAGAAAAUAGAGUAGAGAUGCCCAAGAACCUGGAAGAAUACUUUUCUUUUUUCUUUUUUUUUUUUUCCCAAAUAAAGGAAAGGAAAUUAAAACUCCUACAUUGUUCUCUGUAACUCUUCAAUUCUAAAGUUUUUGGUUUUUGUUUUUGUUUUUUAAGCCACAUUCUGAUGGGGAGGUUGAUGUGUAAAUGAUAGUACAUUGCUGCUGAGCUGUGGUUAGAGAUGGUACCUCCAUAUCUAGAGGGGUAAUAAGAUCAAUAAGCAUGUUUACAUGUAUAUAUUUAUGUUUUUAAAAAAAGCCUUUCAAACAGAGCCUUGUGAUACUGUCAGAGGAAAAUCCUGAAAAUACAUGGACAUGUAACCUAGCUUAGGGUGUAUAUCUGAAGAUAUAUCAAUCCUGAUACCUUUAAAGAAAAAUGUAAGCAGUUUACCAUGAGAAAAGAACAGUAUUGACAAAUAUACAUCACAGCGUGUAUAGCCUACCAUUUCUUGUAGGGAUCAUUUUGAUUGUGGUAAAGGGUAUAAAGUAUGAUUUCCUGACAAGAACUUUGCCUUAUCAAAACCAGAAAUGGAAGAGAGAAAGGAUCUCAGAGUGAGAUAACUUGAGAGGCUUCUCAUUUUGGCUUCCGUUUCUUCCAUCAGCAUCUGGAGUAUUUUAAAAACAUAUAUGUCAUAUGAUCCGCACAGACUUAGGAGUUUAUGAAAUAUAGGUUAAGCUCCCUUUUACAAAGAAAAGCAAACGUACUUCAUCAUCUUGGAGAAUAGUUUUCAGAACUAAAGUGAAAUUUCAUGUUUCAAUACCAAGUUCUUAAGUUAAAAAAUAUAUUUAGAAAGGUAUAUUAAUUUUUAAAAAAUUUAAAGAGGUGAAGGAACCCUCUUCAGCUACAUAAACAUUAGUUUCCCCUGUUCCUGAAAUAGAUACCAGUAUGUAUACUUCUUUAUUUUCUGAGUUUUGGUCUGGCUUUGCCAUUAGGCCAAACACUAAUAGUAAGUGAACCUUCUAGCCAUUUGGCUUUGACAGCUUUUUUAAUGCCAGGAUGUCCGAUUAGAUAUCCUAGGCACAUUGAGAUGCUAUCCAUAGAUUGCAUUAAAGUUUAUUUGUACCUUCAGUCUGCUACUGGUUAGUCCUCAGACAUGGGCCUUAUUUUAGAUAUUUUAUUGUAAGGUAUUGGCCCCCAGUCCCCUAUUUUUGAUUAAAGAAACUGAGCAGGGAUACUUUCAUAAGUAUCUGCUCAGUGAAAAAAUUGUUUUCCCAUCAAAUAUGAAUAAAUUUCUCUAUAUAUUUUCAUUGUAUUUUGGUUAUGGACAGUCAUCAAUAAUGUUUCCCUUUCCCUCUGCCACACUAUAUUUUUAAUUAUGCCAAAUAGUCUGAAUAAUUUACGUAAGCUUCCAUUUCCCCAUCCCUGCUAGGGAAGGGGGUGAGUGUAUUUGAAUGUAUGUAUAUGUAUGGAUGAUUCCAUUUCACCCCCACCUCAUUUUGGGAGUCUAGCCUUUUAAAAAAUAUUUUUAUAAUUUUGACUACUUCUGAAAGCAGAGGGAAAGAACUCAUUUAAAUAUCCUGAAAUCUGUGUGGAGGAAGAAAAGGUAUUUGGUCAUUUUUCAGCUACAUUAUCUAUAAACAUAAUGGAAGUAAAAAUUUGGCUUAAUUUUCAACUCAACUGUUGGAAAAGUAGAAACCUAGUUAAUUCCAUUAAAAAGUGGUUUGGGUUUUAACUAUUAUAUCAUUAUUAAAUACAUUAUUUUGAACAGAUGAGAAAUCUGAUUCUGUUCAUGAAUAGGAGACAAAAUGGCUUGACCAUUAUCAUUUUUGUAUGCAGUUUUAAAAGAUUUGCUUAACCCAGUGUCCUUAGCUUUUUCAUCUGUCUAUAGGGGUAAGGAUUUACAGAUGACAUAAGAUCUAUGUACUCAAAACAGGGCAGUUAGCACAAAGUUUGUAUGUAAGACUUCUGUUAGUUUAUGCCAUAAUCAUCAUCCAGUGUGUGUGUGUGUAUGUAUGUGUGUGUGAUAUGCAUAUAUAGGUACAGUGCUAAAGUGGUUACCAGCAGGUUUUGAGAGAGAAUGGUGCAUUGGAAAAGUGUCAGUUGCCACCUCAUUCUCCCUGAUUCAUAGGUUCCUGACACUGUAUUCCUUUCUCUCUCUUGUUUUUGACCCCCAUUGGGUGUACUUUGUCUAUGUACAGAUAUUUUGUAAUAUAUUAAAUUUUUUCUUUCAGUUUAUAAAGAUGGAAAGUGGAGAUUGGAAAAUUAAAUAUUUCCUGUUAAUAUA
This is a messenger RNA of Peromyscus maniculatus bairdii (prairie deer mouse), 8177 nucleotides long. It is a transcript of the gene Cdk12, whose product is annotated as cyclin dependent kinase 12. Gene Ontology annotation, molecular function: ATP binding; RNA polymerase II CTD heptapeptide repeat kinase activity; cyclin binding. Gene Ontology annotation, cellular component: nucleus; cyclin/CDK positive transcription elongation factor complex. Gene Ontology annotation, biological process: positive regulation of transcription elongation by RNA polymerase II; protein phosphorylation. The record is from RefSeq and is a predicted model, not a curated record. NCBI's taxonomy places the organism in Eukaryota, Metazoa, Chordata, Mammalia, Rodentia, Cricetidae.